AUGUUUGACCGUCAUAAAAGCGACGAGGAUGGAUCUUCUUCUUCUUCUUCUUCUUCUUUGUCUUCCGACGACGACGAGGAAAAGAAGAAGAAGAAGAAGAUGAAAAAAAAAGACACGCUGAAAAUCAACCAAAAAUUUGCCUCGCGCUUCGAACACAACGAACGGAGGAAAGAGGAACACCGGUUGAAAGAAAAAGUCGGGAAAGAGUAUUUAGUGAAAGGGAUGAUGAUGAAACAGAAGAAGAGCGAUGGGAGCAGCGAUUCUGAUGAUGACGACGAUGAUGAGAGCAGCAGUUCGGACGAGGGCGAUAUUCCAGAGACGAAAGAGAAGCAGUUCGUGGACGUGUUGACAAAGUUGAAGAAUAAAGAUCCGUCGGUGUACGAUCCGAACGCGAAGUUGUACGACGAAUCUUCCUCUUCUUCCUCCUCUUCGGAGUCUGAAUCCGAUUCUGGACCUGAUGACUCCGAUAAAAAGAAGAAGAAGAAAAAGAAGAAGAAGAUGACGUUGCGGGAAGUGCAAGCGAGAGACUUGCUCGAAGGCGGCGCCAGGACGUACGAAUCGGACGACGACGAAGAUGGGUUAGGCAAACGAAACAAAGAUGCCGGCCCGUCGUACGUGGAAGAGCAAGAGGCGUUGAAGAAGGCGUUCAAAAGCGCCGCCGGUAAUAGCAGGAGCAAUAACAGUAGUAGUAGUAGCGGCGACGACGACGACGGAAAUUCAGAUUCAGAUUCAGACGACGACAUCGGAGGAUUAGUCGUGAAGAAACGCGCAGAGAAAUUCGACAACAACAACGCGAAGGACAGCACUCAUAAAAUAGAAGACGAGAAUAAGAAAAAGUUAGCCGAGGUUUUGAAAGACGAGGACGAGUUUUUGAAAGAUUACAUCGUCAAUCGCAAAUGGACGGAUAUCAACGCCGAUGGAAGAACAAACGGAGGAGAUUCAGAUUCGGAUUCCUCCGAGGAAGAUUUAGAAAGACAAGAACAGUUUGAACACGAAUACAACUUCCGAUUCGAAGAGCCAGGGGGGACAUCUAUUCGGUCGCACGCGAGAAACAUCGACGGGACGCUUCGUCGCGAAGACACCCGUCGUCGCGAGAAGAGACAAAGCGUAAAAGAGAGGAAACAGACCGAGCGGCAAAAGUUGAUGGAGGAAGUCAAACGCUUGAAGAACUUAAAGAGAGAAGAGAUUCGUAAAAAAGUCGAUUUGAUUUCGAAAAUUGGUGGCAUUUCCGGCACUGACGCGGCAAAGAUUGCCGAUUUAACUCAAGAAUUUGAUCCAGACGCGCACGAUCGGGCGAUGCGAGAAUUGUACGAGAGUAAAGAGAACGACGAAGCCUAUCAAGAGUUGGAGGAUGAAGACGGGAACCCAAUUAAACCGGAGUUUGACGACGAUGUAGAGGACGAGUUGAAGGUGUUGAUGAAAGCACCAGAGGAGGUCAACGCGAGAGAAAACGAACGCUUCGAGAAGAUUCGGAAGAACAUGGCAAAAGUAGACGCAAAGUUACAAGCCGAGAAGGAUUUAUUGGACGGAGAUGAUGAUGAAGACGAUAGCGACGACAACGCGGCAGAGGAGCGAGACGGAGACGCAGCAGAUGAUCAAAACGACGACGACGACGAUAACGAUCAAAAUCAAGAAAACGUGUACUCCAAACGCGCUUUGAAGCGAUGGAAGAAAGAGUUGCAGCAGAAAAUGGAUGAGUUUUAUUCCCUCGAUUACGAAGAUUUCGUCGAUGGAUUACCGACUCGGUUUCAAUACAAAGAAGUCGCGCCGUCCAACUACGGCUUAACUACGCGCGAAAUUCUCUCCUUGGACGAUAAGGAUUUAAAUCAAAUAGUCAGUUUGAAGAAAAUCGCGCCGUACAGAGAAGACGAAGGGUUCUUGAGCGCGAAAAAUCGCGCGAGAGCGCGCGAGUUGGCCGAGAAGUUCUUGAAGCAAAAGAGGCAAGACGAGAAGAAACGAGGCGACGGUAAAAAGCGCAAGAAUAAAGACGAUAAAGAAGACGACGAUGAUGAUGACGACGACGAUAAAGAAGCGCGCAUGGCGUCGUACGCCUCCUCCGCGUGGGGUAAACGAAAUAAGUCUUCAAAUAAGAACGAAACUGGAGUGGAUCCGAAUGCUGCCCCAUUGGAUACUCGGUCUCGCAACGCCAAGAAAAACGCCAAGAAGCGCGCGAAAGCGAAAGCGAAGCAGGAAGAAGGAGCGUAA
Bathycoccus prasinos is the source of this 2205-nucleotide messenger RNA. RefSeq lists its product with no specific name. Lineage: Eukaryota; Viridiplantae; Chlorophyta; Mamiellophyceae; Mamiellales; Bathycoccaceae. The transcript has a single exon. The record is from RefSeq and is a predicted model, not a curated record. Bases 1 to 2205 code for a protein of 734 amino acids. Gene Ontology annotation, cellular component: 90S preribosome; nucleolus. Gene Ontology annotation, biological process: endonucleolytic cleavage in ITS1 to separate SSU-rRNA from 5.8S rRNA and LSU-rRNA from tricistronic rRNA transcript (SSU-rRNA, 5.8S rRNA, LSU-rRNA).